Messenger RNA from Durio zibethinus, 890 nucleotides. RefSeq names its product histone H2A.6. Gene Ontology annotation, cellular component: nucleosome. The record is from RefSeq and is a predicted model, not a curated record. Gene Ontology annotation, molecular function: protein heterodimerization activity; structural constituent of chromatin; DNA binding. NCBI's taxonomy places the organism in Eukaryota, Viridiplantae, Streptophyta, Magnoliopsida, Malvales, Malvaceae.
CCUCUCUUCCCAUUGGCCAAUUCCUUUACCCUCUCCAAUAUAUAUACCCAUAACAGGCGCCUAUCCUUUCACUUGUCUCUCUUUUUCUUUCCCACGUACUACACGCGCUGAUUUUGUUUAUUUUCAAUUUUUACGUUGCGGGUCUGAAAUGGCCGGUCGGGGCAAAACUCUCGGAUCCGGAGCGUCGAAGAAGGCGACAUCGAGGAGUAGUAAAGCCGGGCUUCAGUUUCCGGUGGGUCGUAUCGCUCGGUUCCUUAAGGCUGGGAAAUACGCUGAACGGGUCGGAGCUGGAGCUCCGGUUUACCUCGCCGCCGUUCUUGAAUAUCUUGCGGCUGAGGUUCUGGAGCUCGCCGGAAAUGCAGCCAGAGACAACAAGAAAACUCGAAUCGUGCCACGUCACAUCCAGCUCGCCGUAAGGAACGACGAAGAGCUGAGCAAGCUACUCGGAGACGUGACAAUUGCCAACGGCGGUGUGAUGCCCAACAUCCACAACCUCCUCCUCCCCAAGAAAGCCGGAACCUCGUCCAAGGCCUCCGGAGUUGAGGAAGAGUAGAUUAGAUUUCCAAAAAACCAGAGAGAACCCAUCCCUUUUCUCUCUGUGUUGAAGCAAUUCUGAGAUUGAACAGGUCCCAGAACUUGGCUCUGCUUGUUGUUCUAUUAGUUUUUACUUUUUCCAGUUUAGGGUUUGAAGAAGAAGAAGCUUAUUUAAUGCCAUUCGUGGAACUGUAACUUGUUGACACUGUUUAGGUAGUUGGUAGUUUAAUGUGAAUAUGAUCAAAGUUAUGUCUUCUACUUGCUUGAUAGAAGAGCUGUUGUGACCCAUUAUUUUUCUUGUCCAUUAAUGACAUGAAUGCAAGAUUUUAAGCUCAGUUUGUGUUGCUUUCUCUUAA